GUACGUAGAUGAUGUGAUCAGUCGCAUUGACAGGAUGUUUCCCGAAAUGUCUAUCCAGUUGUCCAGGCCGAAUGGAACCUCUGCGAUGCUCCUGGUUACCUUAGGAAAAGUUUUAAAAGUGAUCGUGGUGAUGCGGAGUCUCUUCAUUGACCGCACGAUAGUAAAAGGAUACAACGAAAAUGUCUAUACUGAAGAUGGCAAGCUUGACAUAUGGUCCAAAUCCAACUAUCAAGUAUUCCAGAAGGUGACAGAUCAUGCAACGACAGCGCUCCUGCACUACCAGCUGCCUCAGAUGCCCGACGUGGUCGUGAGAUCUUUCAUGACCUGGUUGAGAAGUUACAUAAAGCUGUUCCAGGCUCCGUGCCAGCGCUGCGGAAAGUUUCUGCAGGAUGGCCUGCCGCCCACGUGGAGGGAUUUCCGCACGCUCGAAGCUUUCCAUGACACUUGCAGGCAGUAGGAUCUGCCCGGCCCUGCACG
Tinamus guttatus (white-throated tinamou) is the source of this 477-nucleotide messenger RNA. NCBI's taxonomy places the organism in Eukaryota, Metazoa, Chordata, Aves, Tinamiformes, Tinamidae. The record is from RefSeq and is a predicted model, not a curated record.